ACCCAAUCGCCGCGAAUGCCUCGGCCGUUGUCCCGCGGCCCGAGCCUGGGUACACGUGAAUCCGCGGAGGCUUUGCUGUCCAUAAAAAAUGGUGGCUAUCCAGCUGUCGAUGAGAUCAAGACCGAGAUAAUGGACGAGGAUAUGAUGGACAUGGAUGAGCAGCACAAUUCAAAUCAGUCGAUGGAUCAGCAAAUGGACACGGAGGAGUCGGAGCCGAUUCCGGAGCUGGGACCUGCGGCUCUGGGGCUGCAGAGGGUAGGCGCUCAACCGCCCUCCAAACCAAAUCCCCCGACCCAGCCGGUGCAGGUGCUGAAUCGCAGAGGCAUGCCAGCGAGAAUCAGGAAAAAGAACAAGCUAUUCUACGACGACGUCUUGAUCAAUCAUCCGCACCACAGAAUCAAGAAGGACCCUUCGGCGGUAGACGCGAAGCAAUCGCCGAAAAAGAUGAUGCGGCCGUCGCCGGUGAAGAGGCAGGCUAAGAUAGCGACCACGCCGAAGAGUACAAGUUCAUCUUCGCAACCGGUAACCCCUGUGACGACUCCGGUCAAGCAGGAGAAGGAGCCCGACAAGCUGUCGCAACUUGCAUCGCCUGAUCGUAAGAUAGGGCAGAAAAUUGGCAUGAGACUGAGAAACUUGUUGAAGCUACCGAAGGCGCAUAAGUGGGUCUGUUACGAGUGGUUUUACAGCAAUAUUGACAAGAUAUUGUUCGAGGGCGACAACGACUUCAUGAUUUGCUUGAAAGAAUCGUUUCCGCAAUUGAAGACUCGCAAACUCACGCGCGUGGAGUGGUGCAAGAUCAGACGGAUGAUGGGCAAGCCGCGAAGAUGCUCGCAGUCGUUCUUCGAGGAGGAGAGACGCGAGCUGGAAAGGAAGAGGCAGAAAAUACGGAUGCUGCAGCAGAGGAAGACUGCGGAUAUAACGAGUUGCAAGGACCUGCCACCUGAGAUACCGCUGCAAUUGGUGAUCGGCACGAAAGUGACGGCGAGGUUGAGGAAACCGCAGGAUGGCUUAUUCACCGGGAGCAUCGACGCCGUUGACACCAGUAAUAAUACUUACAGAAUUACGUUUGAGAGAGCCGGACUUGGGACGCACAGUGUCCCCGAUUAUGAAGUUCUGUCCAACGAAUCACCGGAAACGAUCAGCCUGGCGUCGUUCUCUCAAAAGUUCAGACCGCGGCCUUUGCAAUACGUACCUUCCUCAUCAUACAUGAUGAAAUUGUCCCCGCGAUUGACCAACGAUCCUUUGAUAUCCAAUGCCUCUGUGUCCAUUCCAAAAAAGACGAAUACUGGUGGUACAGUAAACGGUUUUCCACUCAAGUUACUCGAACUUAUGGUCAAAGUGAAUAAGAUAUUAACAACUAAGAAGAAUAAAAUAAAGAAAUUGAAGGAGAUGAACGGGGAAGCUGAGAAGAGACGCUCCUUAGGUGAAUCGCUUCCUUCCGAUUUCGAAAAAAAAUACGCAGGAAUCAUUGUCGAAUUGGAGAGAAUGAAUGGAGCUCUCCAAGAUUUUUUGAACGAAAUACAAGAAUUGUGUCAGGAAAUGGCACCCGAACCGAGCGUGGCGGCGAUGUUAGCUCCGUCGCAUCUUCGAGAGAAGUGCAAGCAAGAAGCGGCAGAUAUGGUCGCUAAAAAUAACGUAAUAAACGAUAAAGCACCAGGAAAAAUGAAUCAAUUGGUAACAGAUUUGACUGCGCUGAUGUUACAAGUGAAAAGCUUAUCGGACUCCGAUCAAAACGCAUACGAGCUCAAGGUAUUGCAAGGUACUAUGGAACAGAUCAGAUCGAAACUCAGUCCGCAAAAUCAACAAGUGUUUCAAAACUGUGUAGAAAUUCAUAUGCAGCACAUCCAAGUAGGACUAGGACAGAUGAGUUCCCUAACGCCAUUUAUGGUGCAAAGAGUUUGAAGAUAAAGCAAAAACUAUCUCAUGAAGUGUACAGUAUAACAGACGAUCACGGCAUCACGAAUAUUUUUUAGAAAGCAAGAAACUAACUCUGUAUUUUCUCAACUCUUAUAUAGAUCAUAUUAAUAAUAUAUUGCCACGUAAAGUACAUGUCUACACAAUAUACACAUAUGAUUUAAGCAAGUAUAUAGUUUUGUAUAUACAGAAUAUACAUAUUUGUUCUUAAAUUUCUUUAAUAACUUGUGAAGCAUGUAGAAGAGUUCGUGUACUGUUGGCUAAUAUUACUGGAAGAUAUUAAAUCUUCUACCGGAGAGCUAUCUAAGAAUGUUCGUUUUUCAUAUUUUUAUGUACUGUAUGUAUCAUUCAAUUCAUUUAGACAUAAACAUAUAUAAACGGCAAUUUACUGUCAAGAUAAUUGCAAUAUUGCUAUGUGCGCGAAUAAUAAAAUUAAAUUCCUUUAAACUCUAAAAAAAUGUUCAAACUUGUAUAUAUACUAUCGGUUUAUAUAGAUAAUUCUAUACUUUGUUAUAAGAGAGAGGCUCUUCUUAGUGCAAACGUAAAUUAGAAGCUUCAACUAAGUAUAAGAUAUCUGUUGUUAAGAAUAAAGUGUCUUUUAUCUACUUGCAUAUAAA
Molecule: messenger RNA, 2531 nt
Organism: Vollenhovia emeryi
Lineage: Eukaryota; Metazoa; Arthropoda; Insecta; Hymenoptera; Formicidae
Product: protein lin-9 homolog
Exons: 7
Coding region: 16-1902 (628 amino acids)
Biological process (GO): DNA-templated transcription; regulation of transcription by RNA polymerase II; regulation of cell cycle
Cellular component (GO): nucleoplasm; transcription repressor complex
Molecular function (GO): DNA binding
Source: RefSeq, a predicted model, not a curated record